Punctularia strigosozonata HHB-11173 SS5 is the source of this 3882-nucleotide messenger RNA. RefSeq lists its product as uncharacterized. Lineage: Eukaryota; Fungi; Basidiomycota; Agaricomycetes; Corticiales; Punctulariaceae. Bases 1 to 3444 code for a protein of 1147 amino acids. The transcript has 9 exons. The record is from RefSeq and is a predicted model, not a curated record.
AUGGCGCCCGCAGACCCUGACGGUCCUAGCAACGAGACAGUCGAGCCCGCUUCGACGACAGCGCCAGACACGACCGAAACCGACACCCCAUCUCCCGACGCACUACAACCUCAAUCCCAAGUCUCAACAACAACAACAACAUCACCACCAACCGAAUCACCACCUCCACGCCCCCAUAGAGUGUACACCCGUGCUCAACUCCUGCGCUUGUCCAAGUCGCCGCUCGUGCAGCCCCCGCCUGGCCUGCCACCUCUCAAAGAAUGGUUUGGUGAUUGGAACGAUUCCUCGCUCCCCGGCAAAAAGGAUGCCGACGCCUCAUCGACCGCGAACGGAGCCCGAGAAAGACGAUUCCGCAGAGACGCAGAAGACUCAGACCUCCCCGCUCGCCCCGCAUUCCGCGCGACGCUCACCCAGCCCUCGCAAAUGGGCAACUUCAAGCACCACUCCUCCCUCCGCGCCACCGACCGCGAGGCGAAGGAGCGCGAGCGCGACAAGGAGGGCCAGGAGAAGCUGCGCAACCUAUCGGAGAAGUAUGACCGCGACCGCCUCACGCUCGCCACAAGCGGCAGCGGCGGCGCCAAAAGAGACCUCGCUCCUCACCUCACCUCGGCCGCACCCUCCCGACUGGGCGCUGCGUCCUCGACCACCACCACCACGGGAUCCGCCACCAGCGCUGCCCCUAGAAGAGGAGAAGGCCGCGACCGGGACGGGGCGAAGAAGAAGCCCGGCGAAACCGAGGACUGGCGGAGAGGUGCCGAACCGCCGCGAGGCCGUGAUGAACGAACCGAUGGGCGUGCUGAUCGUGAUGACCGUGACCGCCCGCGCUCCAAAGGCCGCGCCACCUCCAAAGCACGACGCGAUCCAUCUGCCGGUCGGCGCGACUGGGAACGCGAAGACAAGGAGCGCGAGCGGGACCGGGACAGGCGCCGCGACCGCCGUGGCGACGCCGGAGCCGCCGCCAAAGACGACGACCGCCACUGGCGGGACGACGGCAAGCGUGAUGAACGACUCGCGGCGCGGCGACGUGAGCGCGAUUCCGACCGCGACAAACACACGGACGAGCGCGAACGGCGAGGCGGACGCGACAAAGACAGAGAGAAGGAGAGGGGGGAGAGAGACAACAGGGAGAGAGAUAGGGGAGAGAGGGAGAAGGAGAAAGAGCCGGCGUGGAUGGAGGCUUACGUGCCAUCGUCGGCUGGGAGCGGAAUCCUUGGCGGCAAGUCGGCUGAGGGCGAGCUCGAUGGGCUGCAGGCGUGGAAGAUGGGGAUGAAGGCGAAGGAGCAGCGCGAGCGCGAGCGGGCAGAGGCGAAGGAACGGAAGGAUCGGGGUGAGGAAAAGAAGGCUGAGAAGGUGGAGGGUGAGCCAGGCAAAGAGGCGACAGCGUCAGGCCUGGACGAGAUACAGCUUUUCAAGCUGAUCAUGAAGAAGGAAGAGGAGAAGAAGAAGGCAGGGUCGCCCGAGGCUCCUGCCGCACCCGACGCUCCGACCGUGAAGGCUCCAGCCGAACUACCUGCCCCAUCUGCGCCUCCGGGUCUCCCCGCGCCCUCGCCGGCUGCAGACACGAAGUCGGCCAGUGCGGAACCGCCCCGCAAUAACGCUCCCGACGCCCUUGCGGAUGGCCCACGCUCGUUGCUCACUCUGCUUACCGGCGCAGAGCUCGCGCCCGCUCCUGCUCCGGCCCCCAUUCCAGACCGCACGGGCUCGCGCCUCUUCUCCAAGCCGCUUCACUCUGAAGCGCCUUUGGCGGCGGCGCCACAAUCACAACCACAGCAACCACUACAACCACAACAGCAGCCACCACUGCAACAGCAGCAAAGCUUCACGCCACCCCCUGGGCCGCGUUUGCUCGCCCUCAGCGGGCGUACUGCUUCUGCCGGCGGCGCGGGCCCACCGCUCGUUACUCCCACUCCCGCCGACCUCGCCGCCGCCGCGCCUCGCCUUCCGUCGCGUGCAAGCGCGACACCGGACCCGCUCGACCGCUUCCCACCGCACGCGUACCACCAAGCCUUCCACGACGCGGGCCCUCCAGGACCAGGACCGUUCCCCGCUCGCGCGACCCCGCCGUUCGCCGACGGCCGCAAAACACCCUCCGAUACGGGCGCAGGCGGACCGAAGGGCAGCCGGUUCGCCAAGUUCUUUGACAAAGGGCGAGAGGUGGUGCCGCCACCGUCUCAGCUUCCGCAGCAGCUGCCUCAGGAGAUGAUGCGCCCCCAGGGAUUGUCGCCCACGCCGCCGCUCGGAGGUGGCACGAUGGAUCAUCUCUAUGCUAUGCUUAACACCUCUGGACAGACGGCGCGUGUUCAUCCACAAGCUCAGUUGAACGGGCUUGACGCGCGGGACCUUCAUCGUCUCCAGCAGCAGCAACAGCAGCAGCAGGCCCUGAUGCUUGCCGGUGGGCGGGACUUCAACGAUCGCCUCAACGAUCGGCUCGACGACCGGACCUUCACGCCAGACGGAAUGGUGCCGGGGCUGCGUACCGCGCCCGCGCCCCGUGGGCGAGAGCUGUCGAUGUACGACCAGUUCGACGACGGCCUGCGCGCUCGUGCACGGCAGAUCGAGCAACAGCAGCGUCUCGAGCUCCAGCGCCUCGAGCAGCAACAACGCCUCGAGCAGCAGGCGCGCCUCGAACAGCAAGCGCGCCUCGAGCAGCAGCGCCAGCUCGAGCAGGCGCGUCUCGAGCAGAUGCAGAUGCUCGCGCAGGGCGGCGGGAUGCACCAGCUCCCGCAUCACCAACAACACAAUCUCCCGCACCAGCUCCCGCACCACCAGCAACAACCGCAUCGCAUCCCAGGGCUCCCAUUGCAGCAGCCGCAUUUCCGAAACGCGCCCUCGCCGCUUUCCGCGCAGCUGCUUCACGGCGGGCAGCAGCGUCUCCCCCCCGGGCUCGCCAAUCUCGGCAACCGCCCGCCGCACGACCCGGCGCAAUUCGCCGCCAGUAUGGGCCUGCCUCCGACCGCCGCCGCCAACGCCGGGUUCCAGAACGGGUUCAGCACCCAUCACAACAACAAUAACGGCAAUAUCGGUGGACCUGGCUUCGGCCUCGGCGGCCCCCCUCAGCAUAUGCGAGGAUCACCGCAUCACAUGCAAGGCGACCUGGGGCCUGGCGUAGGCGCGAUAGGCGUCCAACAGCAGCAACAACCACAGCCGGAUCUGCGGGGGAUCAGCCAGGCACAGCUCCUCGCUCUCGGCCUCGGCCGGGGCGGCCCCGGCGCACUUGGGCAACAGCAGCCGCAGCAGGCGGGCCUGAACGUGAACGCGAUGGCGCUGCGACAGGCGCAAUUGCAGCAGCAGCUCCAUCAACGCGCGCCGUCGCACUCGCUCGCGGGUCCGCCGGGGAUCGGUGGGCCGCUGUUGGGGCAGCAGCAGCAGCAGCCGCUCGGCGGAUAUCAGGGCUCGGACCAAGCGCACGAUUUGAUGGCGCUGCUCAUGGGCAACAGGAACUAACUUGUCUGCGGGGCGAUCGCGCGCGUUAUCUCUUCUCUAUUUUGCCCUCGUCUCUUCGCUCCGUUCGUCUUGUUCAAAACGAUGAUCAUUCUGUACCGUGCGCGCUUGUUUGACCGAGUUUCAUGAGUUUUGGACAGCGUUCACGGGGGGUUUAGGGGCUUGUUGCUUCUGUCUUUGCUCUUCGCUCGCCGAGACAACGAUGUUGCGUCGUGCGUCGGGACAUUUCCAUUAUCGGGAUCGGGCGCCCUCGGGGGGAUGGCUUGCAGCGCCACUUGCGUAAUCUCCCAUGCGUUCUCUGAUCUCGUGCGGGGUCGUCGCUUGCCAGCGCAUCGCCGCGCGGGCCUCGUGGAGAUUCAUAGAGACGAAAGAUUCCCGCUGGGCUCUGAGGAUCCGAUGGGGCGGGAACAUUGGCAGACAAUGUCAGUACGAUAAAUCAAC